This is a messenger RNA of Lytechinus pictus (painted urchin), 4114 nucleotides long. RefSeq lists its product as uncharacterized. The transcript has 13 exons. NCBI's taxonomy places the organism in Eukaryota, Metazoa, Echinodermata, Echinoidea, Temnopleuroida, Toxopneustidae. Bases 252 to 2312 code for a protein of 686 amino acids. Gene Ontology annotation, molecular function: protein binding. The record is from RefSeq and is a predicted model, not a curated record.
ACUCCGAACGAUAUAAAAUAGGGUUCUGCCAUGCGCAUGCCGCGAACGUUUCCUUGGGACCAAUGACGUCAUGUCAACGCUCAUUUGCAUAAUUGAUUGACUGAACUUCGUCGAAAAAAUAUCUUCUGACAUUUUCCUGAAGAUGACAGAGAAGUUUCUCCAAGUUAUGUGUUCUUCUUGUGCUUGAAAAAAUGAUGAUAACUUAUAGCCUGAUGUCAUAGCUUCAUAUUCAAUAAUUUCCAGCGGAAAAGAUGCUGCUUUACGUCGAGAGCAGUGCUUUUGUGGUGCACACAUUUGUGUUGCAAUGUAGAGCACGUGACACCCUGGCCCGUAUUAGAGCCAAGCUUCUCCACAUCCUUUAUGUGAUGGGACGUGAGGAUCAUCAGUUCAGAUUUCGAUUCAAAGGACAGUAUCUAAGAGAUGCUUACACGUUGGAUGAUUACCUUAUUGGAGACCGAUGUAUCCUGAAGAUGGUUCCAAUGGCUAAGAGGCAAGAGUCAUUUGUUGAUAUGAGAAGCAAAGGAAGACACGAUUUAGGAGCUGGACAAACAGAAGAGAUCAAAACUAGUCUUAUUCAUGAGGUUGCUAUGCUUAAGUGGAGAGAGACAAUGCUCGGUGAUUUCAGGGCUUCUGUCUACAUCAACUGGUUAUUUGUGCUGUUUGCAUUCUUUACAACUUAUUGGUAUUCUGGGUUAUGGACAGGAGUGAUAGCCCUCUAUGGAUUGCUUCAAUGUCCAUCAUUCUCUCAUAAGGCUGGAUUCGUUGGACCAUCAAGUCUCUGGCCCAGAUUCUUCCUAGCAAUCUUCAAUGUGCUGACCAUGUUAAACUGGGGAGCAUCUGUAGCAUUAGCUAUCCUCUCUCUUCUAUCUGUGCUGGACUUCAACUGCACACCAAUUGAUGAAGAUGAUGAUAGCUGCAGUAUCCAGUAUGUAAACCUGAUCUAUUCUCUAGUCUACUAUGGUCUUCAUGUGAUCUAUAUGUUUGGUAUCUGGUCAGCCGGUUGGUCUCUCUUCUAUAACUUUCGCUUUGAGAUUGGUGACUACUUAGAAAAUGAACUCAUUAUCAGUCGUGAUGUUGAGAAAGUCAUUGACAUUGCAAAAAAUGGAAGGUUGAAAGAACAGCGUCAGGCUGCAUUUGAAUUGGCAACAUUAGCAACAGCAGGAGAUGAUAGCAAGUUCAGGAUUGUAGCAGAAGGAGGAUUAGAGGUUUUGAUCACACUUGGAUUAUCAUCUGAUGAAGCUAUUCAGGAGUAUGCUACUGAAGCCUUGGCUGAACUUCUUGUUGUCCCAGCUAUUCAGGAUCAAUUUGUUGAGAGUGGUGGCAUACGAACCCUCACCACCUUAUUGCACUCACGGAACACUCGUUUGGUACAAGAAGCAAUCACUGCUCUAUCUUACAUUGUAUCAGACUCUGAAGAUAAUAAACAUGCUGUCAUUUCUGACCGUGGUUUAGAGGACUUGGCUCAUGCAGCUAAGACUGGAUCUGAUACAACCAGGAGAUAUGUGGCUGGAAUCUUUCUGGACUUGGCUUUUAGUUCUGAGAUUAGAAGCCAGAUGGCUAGCAUGAUCACACCAACUGGUGCUUUAGUAUCAUUGUGUACCAGUCAAGAUAAUGAGACUCUCAGACUUGCUCUUCAGACCUUAGAACUUGUAGCCAUAGAGAGCUCAGAUGUCAUUCUGGAACAGGAGGAUCUAUUACCCAAUUUAUUAAACAUCACAAGUAAUAGUUUGGAUUCUGGUAUCUACCUACUAGCAGGAAAGAUUCUACUCUACUUUGCUGAGAAUACUGAGUCAUGUGAUAAUCUGCUAUCUCAAGAGAGUUUAACCAACACACUAACUCAGUUUGUUGAAACUAAGGAUCCAACCUUACAGAAGGUUGUUACUAAGAUCAUCAUGUCUGCAACCGAAGAAAGAAAUCUGGCACUGAAAGCAAAGGACCUGCAGUUAGAUGAGCUCCUAGUCUUGAUGCGUGAGAGUAGCACAGACAGAGAUGCUUGGAACAUGGCUGAUCAAGGUAUAGCCAUCUUUCAGGAUCCUAGCUACCCUGACAACGUGAUUAACAGAACAGAAGAGGCUACUACAUCAUCAGAACACAGUGGUUCUACCAUGGAUCUAAGCAAAGUGCCUGCUCUGAAUUGGGCCAGUCCUGAUGAGAGGAAGGCUGCAAUGGCAUCUCCUACUCCCGGGUAUGGUGAGGGAGACAUGGCAAAGGCUGGGGCUAUGGGUGGGGUUGAUGAUAUGACCGCUUCUACAGGAUCACUGAGAGCUCGCUAUAAAGAUAAGAUGGGUUCUCUUUCAUCAUUUAAAAAGUAGGAAUCAAUUUUAUCGAGUAGAUUAAUAGCAUUUGUAUGCUGCCAUUGAUCUAUAAGAAACAUUCAAAGGUGCAAGGAACAAAUAUUUUUACACAGUCUAUGUUGCUGAGAACAAACAGGGCAGUAUAUGAAUGGUUGAAAUACACAAGCUAUAUAAAUGUUGCUUACUUUAACAACUGAUAUGUGAUGGCCCAAUAACAAAAUUAUGUGCCUUACCUUAGAGUUUUGAGAUUCAGAAAUAAAGUAUCUCCAUUUUUAUUUAUUUCUUCAUGAAAAGACUGCCAAGCAUCAUGUUUCAUGGAAUUUUCACAUGUUGGUCUUUACCCAACAGGUGUUCUCUAUUACCCAGAGUAGAAAUGUAUUUUAUGACCAUUACAGUAAUUGCUAUACUGUAUUUCCUCCAUUGUCUCAUGAAGUGAUCUGCAGAUCGGACAUAGCCUGCAUUGGGAUUGUCUGUAAUUAGAUGGGAGAGUAUAAUUAGCUAAGCCAUUAAGAAUAUAUUCAGAUAUUUUCAGUGGUUUUCAUGUCUUGUAUCAGCAAAUUACUGGAUCACCAUAAAAACAGAAUGAGCAACGUGUUUAAGAGGUUUUACCUGAAAAAAAAAAAAUAUAUAUAAACCAGAGGGCAAUACUAAUUCAGUUCAACCUCCAUUAUGGUGGUUCGUAAAAUUAUUUCAUUUGUCUGUUUUGUUGUUCCUAUGAAAAUUUUUAAUACUCUCAAAUUAUCAUGGACCCAACCAAUUAGUCUGUGAAAUGAAUUUAGUAUGAGGAUCAGACAUACAAAUACAAGACAGUUGAUAUGGCAUCCCCCCAUUGACUACUAGGAUAUAUGUGAUAUUUUAAAUGAAUGUGUAAAAUAACAAUAACAAAAGUAUCAAUAUAAAGUGGUUCUUAAAUUCUCUUUUUCAAGUAUUAUAUCUUCUGAGUGUUGUAAUAUAUUGUCAUGUGUUGAAAGAAACUUCAAAAACAUAUGUUCAUCAUUGAUAGGAAAAGCAUUGUAAAUUAUCUUUUGAAUCACAUGAUUUUCUUUCAAUGGACCUGGUAAAAAAAUUGAAAUAAUGUUCAUGUAUUGAUAAUUCAAUUCAUGAAUUUUACAUUAGGCUAAAAAUACUAGGAAUAUUUGUGAUUUAUUGUUUAUGUUUAUAGUAAAUGUGUGUGUGUGUGUCUAUAUGUCUUAAUAGGGAUUUGUACAUACCUUUAAAACAUUCAUAUUUAACAGUUAAAUCAGGUCUUUCAUCUCUGUUUGUUACAUGGCAAUGAAAAUCAUACAACUCUUUGUAUCAAUCAAUUGUACAUUACUAAUAUCUAGAUGUUUGGUAUUUGUGACCCUCACCUUCAAUUCAGAGGGUUGAGAGUUGCCAUAGCAUUUUUCCACAUCCUACUGCACUCAACCUGUCAAGAAUUCUUUGAAAGAUUUGAUGCACCUUAAUGAUGUCUGGUUGACAUCUUGAGUAGUCUGCAGUGUAGAUAGUACAAUAUGUAUUGAAUCAGAUAUUGUUGGUUUCAGAUUCAAUAAUAAAUUGAUAGGGGUAGGAAUUAAAAAAGGUAAUGAAAUGUGUGUAGAUUCAACUUUCUUCAUUUGUUUUUUCAGUGGCAAGAGUCACCAUCCGUUGGUGUACAAAUGUAUGCUCUCUCGGAACAAAAAAAAUUGUCAUUUAUUUAAUAUGUUCAUAUUUUCUGUAUAUUUCAAGCCUUAACUGAUCUACUAUCCGUCCAGUAAAUGUUUUGUAUUUAUAUCUUAUAGUUCUAUCUUCAAUUUGAAAAUCAUGCUGUAUAUAAUAUGAAUAAAUCUCUAUAAAUCAAA